Protopolystoma xenopodis is the source of this 327-nucleotide messenger RNA. NCBI's taxonomy places the organism in Eukaryota, Metazoa, Platyhelminthes, Monogenea, Polystomatidea, Polystomatidae. The record is from the annotation of a GenBank genome assembly.
AUGUUAGAGAAUAUGGCAUCUGAGUUCAUGAAAACCUCUGUCUCUUCUCAAUUCAAUAAGGCCUCCCACUCAACCGAAUCUCCUGCCCACGGUCCAUUCGCGGCGGACGCGGUGAGAAGACCGACCUCCUUCGUAUUCGGCAUUGAGGAAAGGAUCACCGGCCUUGCUGCGUUGCUCAAAAUAUUCGAGGUUAGCUCCUCCACACGGCAUGCAUGCAUUCAUUCUAGUCAUGAACAUAUGCCUAGCAUACCUCAGCUUGGUUUCACACCAGGUGAACGGAUGCCUAUAUUCGCUCUCAGUUGUACAUUUUUGUCAAACACAGCUUAA